CGAUGACCAUCGACAUAAACGUCUCCGGAUGUCGGAGUGUCUGCUUUCCGUCUGCCGGACACAACGCGUUGCCUAUGGCUCAUGGCUCUCACGGCUUUAUUGUGUCGAAGAGUUGGGGCAGCUCGCACUCGAACACCUGCGUCAACAGCCGUCCUCGUCGUCUACUAUUGCCACCCCAGUCUCCCACUCUUUGUCACCCGCCCUCUGGAGUCCGAAGUCUGGUCGCCGGACACCAAUCCCACCGCUCCAAGUUUCCAACGAGCACGGUGCACGGUGCACAUCCACGAUGCGUGCAGCUCGAGGCCUCAGCGCUGCUCUUUGGCCAAGCUGAUUGUAUUCCUGCUUGGUGUGGCAGUAUCUACGUCUGGAAUUGAGGUGCAGCAGCAGGUGGGUGUUGGAAGUGAAGCUUCCUGGGGCAUGCAGCCAGAUGGAAGAGAUUGAUAAGACGAACAAAGUAGACAAGAUCCUUGUACUGUAGAGAAAGAGAGCUGGAGAAAUCAAGGCUCGGUUCAGUUUUCGAGCCACAUUCAUUCGGAAAUCCCCUCUCUUUUACACAAACAGCUUCCGGCAACAAAAAAAGUUUCGAAAGGCUGCCUGCGGGUGACGACUCAAGACACCAUCUUCGUGCACACGUAACGCGCUCCAAGUGGUCAGAUAAUGGGUGAGCCGAAGAUUCAUGUGGUCGACGUGACCGCAUCUUCAGCAGGCGACAGGUCUCCGCUCGAG
This is a messenger RNA of Tilletiaria anomala UBC 951, 726 nucleotides long. RefSeq lists its product as uncharacterized. NCBI's taxonomy places the organism in Eukaryota, Fungi, Basidiomycota, Exobasidiomycetes, Georgefischeriales, Tilletiariaceae. The record is from RefSeq and is a predicted model, not a curated record. The coding region runs from base 75 to 374 and encodes 99 amino acids. The transcript has a single exon.